AUGAGCAGCAUCGCGGCCGUCGGGGAGAGUUACCAGAAGUUCAACCCCAGAGCCUACCUCCAAAACAACUACAUGCCCCCCCGGGCCAACUUCAGCUCCGAGGACUGCGUGGUACCCUGGAAGCUGCGGUGCCUGGCCGACGCCUUCGCCACAGGUGACAUCUACGGCCGCACCCUGAUCGACGUUGGCUCCGGCCCCACCAUCUACCAACUCCUGAGUGCCUGCGACCACUUCGAGGAGAUCAUUGCCACCGACUACCUGGAGGUGAACCGGGAGGUGCUGCGCCGGUGGGUGCAGGACGAGCCUGACAGCUUCGACUGGAGCCCGUACAUCAAAUACGUCUGCCGGAUUGAGGGCAAAGGAGAGCAGUGGAAGGAGAAAGAGCAGAAGCUGAGAAGGAAACUGAGGCAGAUCCUGUCCAUCGACGUCCACCAGCCCGAGCCGCUGGGCUCCCAGCUGCGCCAGCCAGCCGACGCCCUGGUCUCCACCUUCUGCCUGGAGGCGGUAAGCCCCGACCGGCCGAGCUUCGAGAGAGCCCUGCAUAACGUCACCACCUUGCUGCAGCCCGGGGGCCACUUCCUCCUCAUUGGCGCCCUGCAGGAGACUUUCUACCUGGCCGGCGAGGCCAAGCUCUCGGUGGUGCCGGUGAGCGAGGCCGACGUCAGGGAGGCCUUGAGCAAGAGCGGCUACCACAUCCACGACUUCCGAACCUACCUCAUGCCGCCCAGCCUGAAAAUCGGCGUGGAUGACGUGAGUGGGGUCUUCUUUGUCCACGCACAGAAGGCCGUGGUCUGAGGCCCGUAGCGAGGCAGGCCUGGGCAAUCCUCUUGUUCUUUGCUAAGAUGCAUGUCCCACAGCAGAGUGAAGCUUGGUAGCUAGAAAUGCAAUAGAUGCCUCCAUCCUAGGCAGAUAACCUGAGAUGCUGCGUGAUUCUCCUUAGCACCCCCUCCACCAGAGCUCUUCUCCUUUGCAUGUGGUAGCUGAUUUAGCAGUGAAGGGGUUAAAUAAAACUGGAGGCAGGUGGAUUAGCUGGUUCUCUGAGAGUCUCUUCAUUCAUAAAUUCUAGGCUUCUAUUAACGGCAGGUCCUGUUCCCCUGUGUCUGUGUGGCUUGAGCAGCUACUGGAGUAGCAAGCAGGGCUGGCUUGCUGUAGCACCCAGGUUCUCCUUGUGCCGUACAAACAGAGUGAAAUCCUACUUGGGGCAUGCAUUUCUAGAGCCCCUCCCUAUCGGCUCUGGGUGCUUUUACAGCACAUCGGGGGGUUCAAAAUGCUUACAUCAUGCAAUUAAUCUGCAUACCAGCCUGUGAAGCAGCUCUGCCUUACCACCCUUGUUUUAUAAACAGGGAAACUGAGUCACAGAAACUAAGUUAGAGUCAAGUUAGAGAGCGAGAGCUGGGAUUAGAACUCAGCCAAUUCCUGAUCCUGCGCUCAAUGCACUAGUUUCUCUCUCUCCACAUCGAUUUACAUGACAUGCAGCCACCUCUGGGGCAGAACUCAGCAGCUGCUAAAGGGCAGACAGUAACAUUCCACAAGAGUUUAGAACAGGUAAUGAAAAACCACCUCCCACUCCCUCUGAAAGUGAAGAGGAAGCAGGAGGCAGGCAGAAUAUAAAUGACCCAAUCUGGAAUUUCACUGUAGAGGGAGAAGACAAAACCUAGCCGAGGUAGAAUUUCAGCAGGAUUCCAACUUCAGAAUUAGCACAAUUUAGUUUUGGUACCAAUCCCAUCUGCUGAAGAAUUUUAGUAGGAACCCCAGAUAAUUUAGGCCCAACAGUUAGAAUUUUACUGUAUGUUUAAAAAAAAACUUUCAGAGAACCUAAUAAUGCUGAGAUGUUUUUAUGAUUUCCACUGCACUUUACCUAGAUAUUUAUUGUGUGGCUAUAGAUACGUAUUCCAUGCUGUUCUCUGAAAGCUACACACUCUGCCUGUUUUACUGCAUGAGAAUCCAGUGAAAAUAAAAGCUGUAAAAUCAAGGCAAACAGCUGCCUAGAUUCACUCUGAGUUGGGGAAGUGUAAACGUUAAACAAACAGCCUACAAAGCAGAUGCGAGUCUAUAUUUAAGGAAUCCCAAUGUGGUUAAUAGAGGAUGUUGAAUUUGGAACCAACCCUUUAAAGAAAUUUUUUUGGGGAAAAAUAGGUCUUUCCCCAAGGUGGGGGGCACAGUAACCCCACAUUGACCCUCUCUAGUAAAAAACGAUUUGGAAGCCAAGGGUGGGAUUUUAUGGUGCUGAAGUGAGUAAAGAACAUCACCCUUGGGCGGUCUCUCUAAUUUCCUCUCGGGGCUGCAGCAGCACGCGUGGGACCUGCAGGUCACAUUGGUGAGGCAGCUUAAAGCCACAGCAUCUUUCAGAGGCCUGACUCCGUGCCCCACAACGUCACUGAAAGUGGACGUGGCAACUCCUCAGCCCCAUGGGAAGUCAGUCUGACGGGCUGUCUCUUUACUGCUUCCCCCCAGCUCAUGCUCCUUUGUCACCAGGCACAAAUACCUGCCUUGGAGCGUGCCAUAAAAACAGCAGGGUUGGUAAUGACGUCACCACUUCUUUAACCAUUGGGUCACAAUGGCGCCAGGCUGGCUCCAUUCUCCUAGGAGGCUAGUUAGUUCAUGCAGCUGGGAGCGGGGAAGGAAUUCAAGGCCUCAAGGGAGCAUUCACUCUAAAUCCAAUCCCCGCCCCAGCCGCAGCGCAGAGGGAUUUAGGCUCGUGCGUGAGGCCAGUGAGUGUAACGUUACUAUCCAGAGAUCUGACAUCACACCCGUCGGCACAGUUUGUAACCGGGGGGGGGGGGACAGGACAGCAAGCCCCGUUCAAGGGAUUAACUUCCACCUAACCUCCUUGGUGAUCACUUUCCCUGGGAGGCAGAAGCUAGGUCUAGCUGCAUCAUUGCUGUGCCCAGUGACAGCCCCCCAACUUGGAAGAGAGCGCACAAGCUGUGUUCAAUAAAGCCAUUACUUUUAUUUACAGCUCUUGCAUCCUUAGGCACACGAGUUUCCCCAUGGCCUGACUGCCAGGUGCUCCCUCACAUCUCAUCAGCCUCAGCCCAGGAAAGCACAGGUCAGAGUCCAGCUACCUUGGAGUUGCUGAUUUGAUCAUAGCUUUCUGCCUCAUCUAAAGAGUAUCAUAACCGUGCCAUCCAAUCCAAACGCUGGGAAGGUCAGUAAUAUGGGCCAGGCUUUAUCCAAAGAGCAUAAGCUGAAAUCUGUGACUGCAGCUGGGUCUCCUGGCUGACCCUCAGCCAUGCGGUUUAGAGGAUGGGGGCCAGGAGAGUGGCUGGGAUCCUACUCUAAUCAGGUUUCCUGGUAGGAAGCCCAACCCUGCUCCCAACUGCAGUGGGUCUGUCCAUUGUUAACGACGGGAGGUCCGAGAGCUACCACCACCAACCCCACUCCAGUUCCCAUCUCACCCUCACUUCUUCCAGUCAAUUCUCCCUCUAUCCCAACCCAGUAACUCCUGGACCUGAUUCCCGAUAGAGGUGGCUGCUUCCUGGCCUGGAGUUCGAUGCCAUGACCCUCCCAGCCCCGCUCCCCAGCUGGCCAUGUGACAGUACUCCACUUAAUUCAGGAUUUGAGGCAGAGAGGGGAUUAAAGAGUGGUCAUUAUUCAUAUUUUUGGCAACUCCAAAUGGUUUUUCUUUUAGACGGAGAUUUGGGGGCAAAAAAAUCAACAGAUGAAGAGAAUGCAGAUUAUUAGAUUAAUUACAAUUUUGUUCUCAGAGAACCCAGGACAACAAUACUGGCAAAGGUUUGUUUGCACCAUUUGCAAUAAUUGCCGACUUGACCCAAGUCUAAUACAAUUCAUUGAUCACGCUCCAAAGGGCUGAUUUAAGAAGUGAAACAGCAAUAGAAUACACGUCAGUCACAUUCACAUCCCCAUACGACAGGUGUGGGGGCUGCAGAGUGACAGAAAAUCUGCCCCCACUCCCUUAUUACCAUGAUAUAUACAGAUUAUCCCAACCCAUCACCUGUAUAACCAGAAAAGGAAAUAUUCUCGGAAACGGAGGAGGAAAAAGAAACCCACAAAUCUACACUCUCCCCUUCCCCCGCAGCAAAGCAGCUGCUCCCACCCACAGCACUUUCAGGUCACCUUCAGGAAAUUGUUACCAAGCCCAGCUGAAGUGGCUGGCAGGGCCGAUGCCAGUAGAAUGUCCGGUCAUUUUCCAUGUGAAAAACAGAUGCCAGGCUCUGGUGACAGCGCCGAGGGUGAAUGGACAGCGAGUGAGCACACAAUGUGCUGCGUUGGCUGGGAGCUAUCUGGGGACGACGUGCUGUUUGUUUUCUACUUCUAAAAUUACACCCUGGGACGUUUCAGU
This is a messenger RNA of Gopherus evgoodei (Goodes thornscrub tortoise), 4303 nucleotides long. RefSeq names its product phenylethanolamine N-methyltransferase (gene PNMT). Bases 1 to 795 code for a protein of 264 amino acids. Gene Ontology annotation, molecular function: phenylethanolamine N-methyltransferase activity. The transcript is spliced from 3 exons. Gene Ontology annotation, cellular component: cytosol. The record is from RefSeq and is a predicted model, not a curated record. NCBI's taxonomy places the organism in Eukaryota, Metazoa, Chordata, Testudines, Testudinidae.